Molecule: messenger RNA, 3239 nt
Organism: Tilletiaria anomala UBC 951
Lineage: Eukaryota; Fungi; Basidiomycota; Exobasidiomycetes; Georgefischeriales; Tilletiariaceae
Product: DNA mismatch repair protein
Exons: 7
Coding region: 104-3115 (1003 amino acids)
Biological process (GO): mismatch repair; mitotic recombination
Cellular component (GO): nucleus; MutSalpha complex
Molecular function (GO): ATP-dependent DNA damage sensor activity; ATP binding; mismatched DNA binding
Source: RefSeq, a predicted model, not a curated record
GUUCGGAGAUGGCCGAGAGGGAAGCGAGCAGGCCCCCAAUAGUGAGUUUCAGCAUCCUCUCUGCAACAAGUCGAAGUGAAGGAAGCGCAACAGGGACCGCGCCAUGUCGGGCUCAGGCUUAAUGUAUGGGGGCACCAACAGCGGAGGCGCAGGUGCAGGCGACAGCAAACCCCAAUUCGAGUACGAUGCCGCCGCCGAGUCCUCCUUUGUGUCCUUCUUUAAAUCCCUGCCGCCUCAGCCAAACGGAACCGUGCGGCUGUUCGACCGAUCGACAUUUUAUAGCGCACACGCCCAAGACGCGUUUGUGGUCGCUUCUAGCGUGUACAAGACGCAGUCCGUCAUCAAGUACCUUGGCAGCGGAGGCAAAGUCAACGGGCUCGCAUCGUGCACCCUCAACUUGACAGCCGGAAAAAGUUUCUUGAGGGAGGCGCUGACGGCGAGGCAGCUGAGGAUCGAGAUAUGGUCUAAUGAGGGCGGAGGAAAGCGAUCCAACAAGUGGACCAUUGCUCAACAGGCUUCACCGGGUAAUCUACAAGAAGUAGAAGACCUGCUCUUCGCGAACACAGAUUUGGUAGCCUCGCCUGUGGUCAUUGCCUUCAAGACCAAACUGCUGGAUGGUGUUCUACACGUAGGUGCGGCGUUCGCUGACGCGACCAACAGAGAGCUGGGAGUGUCCGAGUACGCAGAGAACGAUUUAUUCAGCAACACAGAGUCGCUCCUAAUCCAACUCGGCGUCAAGGAAUGCGUCCUGCCGGAUGACAAGAAUGAAAAGGAUGUGCAACUGAGCAAGUUGCGCAUGGUGAUUGACCGCUGCGACUGUGUGGUCACCUCUCGGAAAAAGGGCGACUUUAAUGCCGGCGAAGUCGAGCCCGAUCUCGAGCGACUGCUCAAGGCGUCCGCCACCGCCGUGGCGACACUACCCGAAUACGACCUAAAGAUUGCCAUGGGAGCCGCGAGUGCCUUGAUCAACUACCUUGGCCUGCUCCGGGACUCGUCCAACUUUGGUCGCUACAAACUCAGGACGCACGACCUAGCGCAGUACCUCAGGCUUGACAAUUCAGCUAUGCGAGCGUUGAGCCUCUUCCCCGAGCCGGGCGCAACGGGGCAUUCGAAGAGUAUGAGCGUCUUUGGCCUUCUCAAUAAAUGCAAGACCGCACAGGGCACGAGGAUGCUCUCACAAUGGCUCAAGCAGCCUUUGAGGAACUUACAUGUCAUUCAGGAACGUCAAGGUCUUGUGGAGCUCUUUCUCGAGGAGACGGAACUGCGGCAAUUCCUGCAAGAUUCCCAAAUGAAAAUGAUGCCGGACCUGCACCGUAUCAGCAAGCGCUUUCAGCGUGGCGUCGCUUCCCUUGAAGACGUAGUGCGUGUAUACCAGGUGAUUUUGCGGCUGCCAGAUAUCAUCUCUGAGCUUGAAAAGACUGCGUCUGCGGGCACGGAAGACGAUGAGGAUGAAGAGAUGGAACAAAACGAAGGAAACGGACGGAAGACGCAUCGCACGCUGCUUCGCGCUCGUUUUAUCCAGCCGUUGAAAGAAAUGCGAGGAUUACUGUCAAAGCUCGCGGACAUGGUGGUAGCGACGAUCGACCUAGAUGAAUUGUCUCGACACAACUUUGUGAUCAAAUCCGAGUUUGACCCCAAGUUGCGGAAGCUCAAGAGUGCCAUUGAUCAAAUCCGCGACAACCUCGAUGAGCAGCAUAGCAAAGCCGGCAAGGAUCUGGGCUUGGACAUCACAAAGAAGUUGCAUCUGGAGAACCACAGCGUCUAUGGCUAUGUCUUUCGAGUGACGCGCAGUGAAGCCAAAGCGAUCAAAGGCGCGAAAAGCUACCACGAAGUCACGACCCAGAAGAAUGGCAUCUACUUCCGCACACGCGAGCUCAAAGAGUUGGGUGAUGACUAUCAGGAAUCAAUGCGGAGCUACGAGAGCCAUCAAAGUAGCGUCGUCAAGGACAUCAUCAGCACUGCUUCUUCCUACUGCGCACCGCUUGAGCAGCUCAACAUCAUCCUCGCCGAGCUUGACGUCCUGCUCAGCUUUGCCUAUGUCUCUGGCAGCGCACCGAUCCCCUACACCAAACCGCUUAUGGUGGACUCUUCCUCCUCCUUUGGCAAUGGCCAGGGUAGCGACGGCACUUCUCCGACAUUGAAGAUCGAGGAAGGCAGGCAUCCUUGUCUUGAGGUCCAGGAGGACAUCAGCUUCAUUCCGAACGACACGGUCAUGGAGCCGCAAGACUCGGAGUUCCUCAUCAUCACGGGCCCGAACAUGGGCGGCAAGAGCACAUUUAUUCGACAAACGGGUAUCAUCGCGCUCAUGGCACAGGCGGGCUGUUUCGUCCCUGCUGCACAAGGGUGCACGCUGCCUGUUUUCGAUUGCAUCUUGGCCCGUGUUGGCGCUGGAGAUAGCCAGCUGAAAGGUGUCAGCACAUUCAUGGCUGAGAUGCUUGAAACCGCAACCAUCUUGAAGACCGCCACGAAGGAUUCGCUAAUCAUCAUUGAUGAGCUCGGCCGCGGCACGUCGACGUAUGAUGGGUUUGGCCUUGCAUGGGCGAUAUCAGAAUGGAUUGCAACCAAGAUCCGCUGCAAGUGUCUCUUUGCGACACACUUUCACGAGCUUACCGCACUGGCGAAACAGCAAGCGCACGCAAAAAACUUGCACGUCGUCGCGCACGUCAAGCAGCGUGGGGGUGGCGACAAGCAGGAUCGUGAUAUCACUCUGCUCUACAAGGUCGAGCCUGGUAUCAGCGACCAGUCAUUCGGUAUUCACGUGGCAGAGCUCGCAAAUUUCCCUGACUCCGUCAUACGACUGGCCAAGCGCAAGGUUGCUGAGCUGGAAGACUUUGAUGACGAGGACGUUGGCAGCAACGACGCCGCCCUUACCGCUUGCAGUGAGGACGUAGAAAAGGGGGCGUCUCUCGUGGAAGAGUUUAUGCAAGCUUGGGCCAAGCGAUCUGCCGAACUCGCUCAAGAUGGGCAGCAAGCCAGUGAGGCAGAAGAGCCAGCCAGCAAGCGCCAGCGCGUACAGUCCGAUCUGCAAGUCGCUGAGCUACGCAAGAUGGUUGAGGAGUAUCGCCCGCGAAUGGAGGAGAACGUCUGGGUCUCCAAGGUCAUGCAAACCAUGUAGAUGCUCGAGUUCCCACAUGUAUACUCGAUAUGAGCCAUUCUGUACAUUAGGCAUGAUUCGAAAGACCAGCACUUCUCGGAUAAAGUGCGUCCAUAGCCAUGAAGAUGGGGCCGGUGAGAGCAAC